AUGUUAAUCAGUUACAUAGUGUUUAUAGUGUUAGCGAUGUUCUUCUCUAAAAACCAUCUGAUUGGUCGUGAUGGCAAGUUUGCACUGGUUUGCCGUGAAAUUCUGAAGUUCACACCGACUGGCCCAGGUGUGGAAGCUGAUCGGUUGUCCAAGUUUUCACUAUACCUUAUCGGACAACUAGUUUAUGGCACUACUGUCAUUUUUAGCCGACAAGUGGUUAUUUUUGAGCAGGAUGUGCGGAGCGUCUACGAGAGCUGUAAGCGAUUGCCGAUGGAGAUUGAAGACUACGAUCCUGCUACAUUGAGUGAAUUCAUUGCACCGAGGAAACGCCAGCGCCGUUCCAAAUUAUCUAUAGCAGAAAUGAAUACUGAUAUUGACAUUGACGAGGUUCCGGAGAGCAGAUUUGUCCAUCUUGCUCGUCCAUCUGACAUCACACUCUUCGAGCCCGAGCCAGUGAUUUGGCAACGACCGGACAUCUUUCACGAAGACGAAAAUCAGUUACCUAUCAACUUCAGCAAGAACCAUUUGUCAUUGUCUCAUCGUCAAGUGGUUGAUGAGGAAGUGUCACAAAGACCAUCUUUCGACAAUCAUGAUCAUGAGUUGGUAAAUAACCGUGAGCCAUCACCGUUGAGGCUAUCGAUGGAUCAGGCCGCGGAUGGACAUCGAAGUGCAGAAGAAACUGAAUUCAAGCCGGAUAUAACAAAUAUUAGUCAAGUGGUGGAGUCCAUAAAGAAGUUGCAGCAGGACUAUUCGGCUCUUUUAAAAACGAAAGAAGAACUUUCUGUGAAUGUGGUAAAGCAGAAGCAUCCAACAGUUGAACAACUGCUUUUACCUUAUCCAGCAUAUGCCGGAAAUAGGUUCCCUACUGAGUGUAGACAGCUUUAUCGAAGUCGUUUCUCUGAUACGUUGACUUAUCAAGAAGCGAUGACUGAGCGCAUUCUUGACCCAAUCAACCGUGGGCCAGCCUCUACGCUAUGGCGCUAUCGAGAAAGUAGCACAGAAACUUCUAUAGAGAAAUUGGAAGACAAAGUCCUACCUGGGGUUGCCUACUGUAGCGGAACUCCCGAUAGGGUUCGUAUAGGUUCACGUGAGGCGGAAGCUUCUACAGCUGAGGUGCAGGUAAAUUUUCUGUUUUCAGUUGGAACUGUUCGUCUCCGAAUCACCUCUAAUGGAUCUGUUGGUUUUCUAACAACAUUUUUUAAUAUCUUAAGUGGCUACGUCGUCGGGAUCCGCUAUCCUUGUGUAGUCCUUCACCGAAUCCAACUCUAA
Angiostrongylus costaricensis is the source of this 1269-nucleotide messenger RNA. The record is from the annotation of a GenBank genome assembly. NCBI's taxonomy places the organism in Eukaryota, Metazoa, Nematoda, Chromadorea, Rhabditida, Metastrongylidae.